CCACGCUGCUGCAGCCGGUACAAGUGUGAAAGAGAAGCUGUGAAAGAGCCACAUGUACUGGGACACUUCGACCAAAGCAGGAGACAGAAACGCCGACUCCAAAGUAAAGAUGGAGGUUUGCCAGAGCGGAUACUACACAGAAGACUUCAGGACGCAGGAAGUGCCAGCUGGUUUCGACUUUGCAUCUUAUGACUACCCUGGUGAAGACCUGUCUUUUCUGUUAGACAGUAAAGCGCCCGGACAGCAGCAGCAGCAGCAGCAGUACGCGGCAGACAGCAGCUACCCGGAGCCGCCAAAAGCUUCCCAUCCUUAUGACACCAAAGUAAGUGACGCUGCCCUCUUCAGCCUGGAUGUAUACCAGGAGUUCAACUGGUGGGCCUCGUAUCCACAAGAUGGACUGGCAGUGGACCAGUCACAAACUGGAUACCAGGAGUCUCCUCAGACAUACCAGAACUUGGUGUCCCAGACCGGACAGUUCAGCCCUGCCGUGGAAGGCAGCCACAGCCCCUUCCUCACAGGAACGGGAUCAAACUCAGUACAAAGCGAAACAGAUCAGAGCUACUCAGAUGCACAGAGACAGUCCUCGUGCUUUUGGUCUGAAUAUCAGUCCCCCAACUUCGCUGCCCCUCCAUCACACCCAUCUAUGGCCUCAUGUCCCUCAAACCCCGGCCUCCAGUCCUCAGAGCAGUACUGCCCCCGUGUGGUGAAACGAAAAAACGCCCCUCCACACAGGCUGGACAGGGAGGGGCAGAUGACAGGAAUGUCGGCUUAUCCAGGUUCUGGUCCAAUCCAGCUGUGGCAAUUUUUACUGGAGCUUCUGCUGGACUCUGCCUGCCGCACUUUCAUCUCCUGGACUGGAGACGGAUGGGAGUUCAAGAUGUCUGACCCCACAGAGGUGGCGAAGCGCUGGGGUCAGUGCAAGAACAAACCAAAGAUGAACUACGAGAAGCUGAGCCGUGGCCUGCGUUACUACUACCACAAAAACAUCAUCCAUAAGACGGCGGGCAAGCGCUACGUCUACCGCUUCGUCUGUGACAUGCAGGGCAUGCUGGGAAAGUCGGCACAGGAGGUCCUGAGCAGUAUGAACGUUUUACCCACAAACACAGAGUCCUGGCAGUGCUCUGGGGUAUCGACAGCCUCUGACCACAGCAGUGAAACGUGGGUUUCACAGUAGGGGGCCGACCCCAGGAGCCUCCGUGCUGCUGGCUGACAGACCUGAACGUUUUGAGUACUUCAGCCUUCGAAGUGAACUCUGCUUCCUCAAGCCUCGUGGAAGAGGAUGAACUUGUUGUAGGCAGUUUACAGAUGCUGCAUUUCAGGUAAUAAUAAUUAAAAGUAUAUAGAUCCAUAGUGCAGCCAAUAUUUAAUGACAUCAUAUCAUUUUUUCUUAAAUGUUAAAAAUAGCUACUUGACCUCAGGCUGUUUUAAGUGCAGCACAGACACCAGCCAGGGGUAUUUUAAGCACUCGGGUUACUUUUACUUUUGUCCUCUGGGGUUGUUAUGUUUGAUAGUUUGUUUGUUUUUUUUCUAAAGAAAGAAUAGAUUUGUAAAUAGUAGAGUAUGUAGAGUUUUGUGCAUUUAUGUUAUUAUUAUUAUUAUUUUCUAAAUACAAAACUCAUGUCUACCUCUGUUGAUACUCUGAAUAACAAACUGGCGGUUUUCAGGCACUUGCUGUGAAGGUUUCAGUGACGUAUGAUGGUUGUCUGAUGUAAAUAAACUGUAUAUAAACGUGUUGAAUUAAAGUCUUCUUUUAUAAAA
Oreochromis aureus is the source of this 1758-nucleotide messenger RNA. Its product is annotated as ETS1-related protein. The coding region runs from base 53 to 1174 and encodes 373 amino acids. Gene Ontology annotation, biological process: cell differentiation; regulation of transcription by RNA polymerase II. The transcript has 8 exons. Gene Ontology annotation, molecular function: sequence-specific DNA binding; DNA-binding transcription factor activity, RNA polymerase II-specific. NCBI's taxonomy places the organism in Eukaryota, Metazoa, Chordata, Actinopteri, Cichliformes, Cichlidae. Gene Ontology annotation, cellular component: nucleus. The record is from RefSeq and is a predicted model, not a curated record.